Molecule: messenger RNA, 2110 nt
Organism: Engraulis encrasicolus (European anchovy)
Lineage: Eukaryota; Metazoa; Chordata; Actinopteri; Clupeiformes; Engraulidae
Gene: tlx2
Product: T cell leukemia homeobox 2
Exons: 5
Coding region: 526-1635 (369 amino acids)
Biological process (GO): regulation of transcription by RNA polymerase II; animal organ development
Cellular component (GO): nucleus
Molecular function (GO): DNA-binding transcription factor activity, RNA polymerase II-specific; RNA polymerase II cis-regulatory region sequence-specific DNA binding
Source: RefSeq, a predicted model, not a curated record
UAAGCCCGUUAAACGUCUCAUUUUAGAUCACAACAGAAAGUGCCUAAGCGUCCGAACAGGUCAAGCGUCGGCCUCUCCGCAGUGACAACAAUAGCCACACUGAGCUCCAUCAUCGCUACAACUUGGCAACUCUUCGCUGGAUGGAUUUGCUGCAAGACGGAGUGGGUUUGGGUCCCGUCUUUCCGGUGUUCAUUAUGAACAAGACCCAAAACUGAAGAGAUGUGAGCAAGGCUGGAUGAUUUUGGAUCUUGUAGCCUAAAGGUAACGCGUACUCGCCAAGAUGGAUUAAUUUUUUCAGUGCUUUCAUUUGCUUCUUUUGUAUUCAUCGAUUUUCAGUGCAAGGGAAAAAUGUGGAUGUUGACCACUUCAAGUCAUAUGUUUUCCUAACAAGGAGGACAAACUAUUCUCUAUGAAAGAGGAUUACGCGCCAUUGUUUCAUUUCAGAUAAAUUAUAGAAAGGACACAAGACACUUUUCCUAUUUACAUUUGUGUGCAGUGGAACAGUUCUUAUAGCAGAGUUCAGCAAUGGAGCACACUGGCAUUGAAGAAGUGAACCAAACGCACCAGCAACAUGAGCCUAUCAGUUUUGGAAUAGAUCAAAUUCUGAACAGCUCGGACCAACCCAGUAGCUGCAUGCUUCCAAACCGAACCAGCGAUCCGGAUUACCAGCUAGCCCCAAAUGUCUACUCAAAUGGCUACAACAGUGUUUACAAUCCGGCCUGCUCCAUGGCCGCCGGAUUGGCGGGCUCAUAUAACGUAAACAUGAACAUGAAUGUCAGCAUGAAUAUGAACGUUAACGUAAAUUCGGGGAAUGCCGGUGGUGUCAUCCGCGUCCCAGCCCACAGACCCAUGCCGCCAGCUCCACACCCCCCUCCCCCUACUCAUCCACCCGGCAUUGGUGCCGGGAUACCACCGGUGCCGACGGUACCAAACAUGGGAAACCCGGCAAACUUUACCUUCCCCUGGAUGGAAAGCAGUAGGAGGUUUGCGAAAGACAGACUGACGGCAGAGCAGGCAAUGGACAAACAUGCAGGAGGCCCCACUGGAAUGCCUGGGGCUCUCCUGCCGUCCCUGCUCAGCCUGGGGGCUCUACCUGAGGGGGACAUGGGCAGGGCCUCCCCCUGGAGCUCUGCGGAGAUGCUAGCCAAACACUAUUGCGCGAGUCCGCACCUGGACUACGCCUUAGCAAAGAGUGCAGGCCACGCAGCCCUGUCGCCAUUCUCGGUGACCCGGCGCAUCGGUCACCCGUACCAGAACCGCACGCCACCCAAAAGGAAAAAGCCGCGCACCUCCUUCUCUCGCGUGCAGAUCUGCGAGCUGGAGAAGCGCUUCCACCGGCAGAAGUAUCUGGCGUCAGCUGAGCGCGCCACCCUGGCCAAGGCCCUGAAGAUGACCGACGCGCAGGUCAAAACCUGGUUCCAGAACAGGAGAACCAAGUGGAGGAGACAGACGGCGGAGGAGCGGGAGGCGGAGAGGCAGCAGGCCAACCGUCUGAUGAUGCAGCUGCAGCAGGAGGCCUUCCAGAAGACCCUGAGCCAGCCGCUGCAGCCCGACCCCCUGUGCCUGCACAACUCCUCGCUCUACGCCCUGCAGAACCUCCAGCCCUGGGCAGAUGACAACAAGUUGACCGUCUAGCCGAGGGGGGGACCUACUACCACCACCACCACUACUACUACUACUACUACUACAACAGUAUGCCUUCGCCACCUGACUUUACGGAUGGAUUGAGCGAUGGAUGAACUCUUCUCCAUCCAAACCUUCACGCUGUUUGUCUACGUGCCGAGAGGCAUCCACAAGACACUGACUCAGCCAAUGACUCAUUUGUUCUUCUGUUUGACUUUGUGAAAGGAGAGACAGAGUGAGAGAAAGCAGGAAAGAGAGCGAGAGAGAGCGAGAGGUGGGGAAAAACAAAUAUGUACAUGAUGCAUGCUCUUGAUGGGUUCUUCUUUUGUGAACUGGAAUCCAAGUCAAUGAAGGUGAAGUCCUUCAGGACUGAAGUUGUCAUAAAAAAAACAAUUAUAGUUUCUUCCCUCCACCUUUACAGGAUCCCUCAUUAUUAUUAUUAUAUACAUUUAAAGGUGUUUUAUAAUAAUUAAACAUGUGAUUUUUU